UGCUUAUCUGACGAUGGCGGUGGGAGCUCGACCGUCGGCGUGACCGCGGUGCUGCGGCGUGGCUGAGUUGUGGCGUAUCUGCAACUUACACUGUGCAUUUGUGCAUCACGUGAAAUAGCGUGGAUGACUAAUCCAUCUGAGCCUCAUGACGUAGCUACGAGAACUUGUCAAAUAGACCACCAGAGUACAUCUUCAGCAGCAGAUAAUGGCCUCCCGCACAAUGCUGCUCUUCGCAGGCCGAUCGCUGCGGUGCUGCUCGAGCAGGGUUGUUCCGAGAUUAAUAAUAGAGCCACAGCGAUGCCUGUUCUCUACAACGUCAGCAUGUACGAAGAAGGGGACGCCGAUGCCUCCGCGGCCGAAAAUGAACGAGGACGAGAUCGAGGAGGUGUUUAUCAAAGGCGGUGGAAAAGGCGGACAGAAGAUAAACAAGACAAACAGCAAAGUGCAGCUUCGACACAUACCAACAGGCCUGAUAGUCUCCUCACAAGCGACCCGCUCGCGUGAGCAGAACCGAAAGAUAGCGCGACGGAAGAUGGCUGAAGAGCUGCAGUUCCAGAACGAUCCAGAAAACAGCAGACGCGGGAAGUUGAUUGAGAAGAAACAAAAGUCGAAGCGGAAUCAGAGGAAAAAGGCUCUGAAACGAGCAAGGCAGAGAGAGGCGGACAAGUUGGGUCUUGCUGGGCCGCCAAACUCGCCUCAGAUCGAGGGAGAUGUACAGUCUGAUGCGAUCGAUCAUGAAGAGCCACUUCCAAUCGAAGCAAUCGAGGCAAAAACCACAGAACAUGAGGUUGAGGACGAUGGAGAGCCAGAUCAGGAAGAGAUCGAGAACGACUUACGAAUCCUACGGGAGAUCGAAGAAGAAGAGCGACAAGAGGCUGCUGCUGCCGCUGCCGAGAUUGUCGACGAAGAAUACGAGACUGAGCAGCUCGAUUUUGAACCUGUUGUUGAUCUUCUCUCGUCUCGCAAGAAAAACAAAAAAAAAAAAUGAAUGAAACAAAUUGUAUAUAUAUAUCACGACAAUACAAGCGCGCAUACAACUAAAUCUUCAAAGAAGUAUCUCCUCCCCUCUUACAAGUGCACAGCAUCUCGCGGUGACUUCUUCUCCACAUUCGGAGUUGAAGGAGUGCUAGCCGGCACGGGCUCCAGAGGCGGUAUUCCACUUACCAGCUGCAAAACCUUCUUAAUCAGUCCACUCUCGACCGAUCCGCUCGAUCGGUCAUACAGAGACAUUAUCACUGCAAAACUGCCGGCAAAUACCAAAACGUCGCCGUUACUGUAAGCAGUCACAUAUGUUAGCACUUCUGUGUCAAUGCUGUAGAUAUGAUAUCAAAAGACUAUACUUACGGAAUCGUGCGCACCUUGUUGUG
This is a messenger RNA of Myxozyma melibiosi, 1367 nucleotides long. Its product is annotated as RF-1 domain-containing protein. Gene Ontology annotation, molecular function: translation release factor activity. Bases 206 to 988 code for a protein of 260 amino acids. Gene Ontology annotation, biological process: translational termination. NCBI's taxonomy places the organism in Eukaryota, Fungi, Ascomycota, Lipomycetes, Lipomycetales, Lipomycetaceae. The record is from RefSeq and is a predicted model, not a curated record. Gene Ontology annotation, cellular component: mitochondrion. The transcript has a single exon.